This is a messenger RNA of Mesorhabditis spiculigera, 1305 nucleotides long. The record is from the annotation of a GenBank genome assembly. NCBI's taxonomy places the organism in Eukaryota, Metazoa, Nematoda, Chromadorea, Rhabditida, Rhabditidae.
AUGGAGCUUGUCGUACUGCUCGCCGUCGUCGUUCAACUAUGCGGCAGCGUCCACGGCGAGCUCGAGUUGCUCCAGGUUUUUAAUAUCUGGCGCCAUGGGGACCGGGCCCCGGUUCGAAUGUUUUCUUCCGCGGAAGCCGCCGCUCAUCCUCUGUUCAAAAAUGGGCUCAAGAAUCUGACAGAUCAAGGAAUCCAGCACGCCUUCCAUAUGGGCCAAUUUAUCAAGUACAAGUACGGCGAUUUCCUAUCGACGCCUGACCAGGUCCACAUCCGCUCCACCAGCCACGACCGAACGAUCCGGACGGCCCAGGAGGCGAUGCGGGCCGUUUUUGGGGAUCAGAAAGUUGAGCUCGAGGUGGCCGAGGGGGAGGAUUGGAUGCUCAAACCUUCAUACAUGCACUGCCCCGUCCUCCAGCAACUCCAAGAGGCCAAAUGCCCAAAUUUUGUUCAAUUUCCGAGCGACUACGCUACAAAUUUCGACAGCUACGAGUACGACCUAUUCCGGUGCGCCGGCCUCGACAAGAAGCUCAAGUAUUUCGGGCCCGGCAAGUGGUCUUUCCGGUUGAUGGAGAGCAUCUUGAAUGAGGCGCUGAACAAUUACCUCUUCCUGGGCACCAACGUCACUGACGGCCACGUCAGGGAGGCCAGGAAAAUGUACAGAAAAGUGCAACGGAUCACGCUGGGCAUCGGGCCGUACCACGAGCCCGAGCUGUUGCGUGUCUACUCCGGCGAGCUGUUGUUUGAUAUCACCUCAAAGAUGAAGGCGCAAAUCGACUGCGACAAGACGGAAAGCUGCGGCCCCAUCAUUUUUCACGGGUACUCUUCGCAAGACCUCCAAAUUUUUCCGAUGCUCGAGAUCUUCAACUCGACCAGAGCUGCGGUGGGGGGUGACGCUCCACUUUACACUAGCGGAAUUUUCAUCGAGCUCUGGGCCGGAGAUGACUACGAUUAUUACGUGAAGGUCUUCUACCGCCAAGACUACUCUGACAACCUCGUCGAGCUGAACCAAUAUCUUCCACAUUGUCGGGGAAAAGCUUUCUGUGAUUUUGAAGAUUUUGUCUACGGGAUCUCCGACUUCAUCACGUCCAGCAAUCAGCUAGCUUGCCAAGAUAUCGACCGGAUACGAUAUCGAUUAGAGCAGAUCGGAAAGGGCACAAUUGAUGGGGUCGUGCAGGUCGACCAUGUCAGACUUGACGACGAGGAUGACGAUGCACAACGUCAACGAAAUGCGGCGGCGCUCGGCUGGCUGCCCACCGGGUUCAAUAUUUAUGCGCUGGCCCUGUUGAUAUAUUUUUAUCGAUUAAUU